CAAACUUCCAUAUUGCACCAUUCAAAAAACGAUGAUGACCAUUGCCGCGGAAACGGUGGAAUUUGGCGACGCGGCAAUUCGGACAAUCAAGACUCGACGGGUCUGCGAGUCUAUUCCGGUGCGCAUGUUAUGGCCCGGUUCCUCGCGUCCACGGAUGGGUUGGCAUUGCUGGACGGGAAACGCGUCGUUGAGGCAACUAUGAACGCGGACAGUCCACGCUAAUGAACUUGUAGUUGGGAUGCGGCACAGGGGUCAUUGGUUGCGUGGCUGCUGUUCAAGGAAACGUGUCGGACUUGGUGCUUACAGACGGCGACGAGCGCGCAUGUGAGUUGGCCCGACGCAACUUGGAUCAUGUGGUGCAUCCCAUCAAGCCCGAGCUCUCCACGGCUUGCCAUCAAUUGUACUGGGGCGCUGCGUAUCCGCCGCCAUCAGACCAUUUCGACGUCGUCUUGGGCUGCGACUUGAUGUACUACCAAACGAGCGUCGAGGAUCUGAUGUGGACGGUCGAGGCGUUGGCGCCGUCUGGCCUGUUUCUGCAUGUACACAUCUUCCGCAAAGACGAACAUGGAGACACCAUGCUGAAAGUACUGGCCACGUCGAACCGAACGACGCUUGUGGUGCCGAUCCCUCAUUUUAUUCCACUCGCCGAAGUGUCCAACUGGCCGUCGUGGCUCAACGUGUGCUGUUUGGUGUCCGGCCCCACAGACCAGAUCGAGGCGCUCCUCAAGUCGCACCCCACUUGGUCUGUCUUUGCCACGGUGGAAGCGACACAGAACGAGAAUUUCCUGGCCACAGAAGACGCCCAUGACGAUCUUGACCAGUACAGUGCACUGCAAUAAACGAUCUGAAACACUGUCACAUUAUUCUAGUGUAUGGAAGCAACUACAUGACACUUUACUACAUAUUAUGUACAUUAUUGAUCUGCGG
Molecule: messenger RNA, 927 nt
Organism: Aphanomyces astaci
Lineage: Eukaryota; Oomycota; Saprolegniomycetes; Saprolegniales; Verrucalvaceae
Exons: 2
Coding region: 465-839 (124 amino acids)
Source: RefSeq, a predicted model, not a curated record